AGUAUCUCAAGGUAACGCUAUUUGCUUAUAUAUAGUAAGAUCUCGAUACGUGGCGCAGUACACAAGUGUAUGUGGUACAUGCACGACAUAUCGUCUCUCCACUAUAAGCGUUAAUGAGUGGAAACUAUGGCGCUCAAGUGGCUGCUCGUCUUAGCGUUUAUUUCAGCCGCACGUGCUGACAGCCAGUGCACGGCACAUCACGGGGUGUGUACCGACUACCGCCACACCACCUGUAAGGGGGGCUACCUGCAGCACAUGUGUCACGGGGACUCCUACCGCCGCUGCUGCGUCAACUGCGACGCUACAUGUCAAGCGAAUGAAGCGUACUGGUCGUCCAGUGACGACUCCUGCACGUACGCCGGCGGUGUGUGUAAGCACGACACUAACUACUGUCCUGGUGGUUACGUCAGCGGCAUGUGUGGAGGUCCUACCUACCGACGGUGCUGCCUGCAAGAAACCGGCACCCCCACCAUCACACCCUCCCCCUCACGUGAGUUCCGCGGAGUUUGGGUCGCCACGGUCUCCAACAUCGACUGGCCCUCCAGCCGCCAUCUGUCCACCGACCAGCAGAAAGCCGAGCUCGUCACCAUCUUGGAUCGGAUGGUGGAGUUGAACUUGAACGCCCUUAUCUUCCAGGUUCGCCCGGCCGGAGACGCGUUCUACGACUCUCAGCUGGAGCCGUGGAGUUACUACCUGGCUGGCCAUCACGGUUCGCCUCCCAGUCCGUACUAUGACCCGCUGGCCUUCGCCAUAGAGGAGAGUCACAGGAGGGGCAUCGAGCUGCACGCCUGGUUCAACCCGUACAGGGCCAAGAGCAAGUCAGCUGGCUACACACUCGCCCCCACCCACAUGGCUAACCGGUUCCCCCAGUACACGUAUGAGUACGGGAACUACGUGUGGAUGGACCCGGGCGCGCAGGAGGUGGCAGACCACACGUACGACGUCAUCAUCGACGUGGUGCGCCGCUAUGACGUAGACGGCGUUCAGUUCGACGACUACUUCUACCCGUACCCCGUCAGCGGGACGGACUUCCCGGACGCGGCGACGUACCAGGCCUACCAGACGUCGGGAGGGACCCUGUCCAAGGCUGACUGGCGGCGUGAUAACGUGAACAGACUGGUCCGCCGGCUGUACGGCGGCAUCCACGCCGAGAAGGCGCACGUCAAGUUCGGCAUCUCACCAUUCGGCAUCUGGCGCUCCGGCUACCCGGCAGGGAUCGUGGGCUUUAGCCAGUACGACAGCUUGUACGCCGAUCCCAAGUUGUGGCUGGAGCAGGGGUGGGUAGACUAUCUCGCCCCUCAGCUGUACUGGAUGAUAGAUCCUCCACAGCAGAGCUACCCCGCCCUGUUGGACUGGUGGCUGGACCAGAAUCCCCUGCAGCGUCACGUCUACACCGGAAAUUACCUCAGCAGAAUCCUGACCGAUGGUUGGCCGGUGUCAGAACUCGUGAACCAGGUUGGACUCUCGCGAGAUCGCGCGGAUCGUCUGUCUUUGGGAAACAUCAUGUUCAGCAUGAAACCGUUCCGAGACAACAGUGCGGGUGUUGUGGACGCCUUUAAGUCCCAGGUGUACACCAGCCCCGUCCUCACCCCUGCAAUGCCCUGGUUGAGCACCCGCGCACCAAAAGCGCCGUCUGGCGUCCAGGUGGCGUCUAGCACCAUCACAUGGUCCGGAGACGCGACGGGUGACGUGCGUGCCUGGACCCUGUACCGGCAGGAGGGGGACGGCCGUCUGACCAUGGUUAAAGUGCUGGGUGCCGACACCACGACUAUCACUGUCGAUCCCGGUACUUAUAUGCUGAAGGCGGUGGACAGGGUUGGGAACGAGAGCAGUGACGUCAUCGUGGAUAUCCCAUGAACGAGUGCUGUUGUCAAAAAAUUGAUGAAAAGUUAAAAGAGGGCAAACUCACAUAGACAUCGUAAACUUCUCAAAUGAGAUCAGAUCCUCAUAGUAAGAAAUAAACACAUCCUGUCU
Branchiostoma belcheri (Belcher's lancelet) is the source of this 1974-nucleotide messenger RNA. Its product is annotated as UPF0748 protein YngK-like. Bases 127 to 1857 code for a protein of 576 amino acids. Lineage: Eukaryota; Metazoa; Chordata; Leptocardii; Amphioxiformes; Branchiostomatidae. The transcript is spliced from 11 exons. The record is from RefSeq and is a predicted model, not a curated record.